UGCUCACACACUCUGACUGUGGCCAGGCCAUGAAGGAUUGUGAAUUCUCUGAGAAAGAAAAUGAGUUUCGGGGCGAGCUGGUGAACCAGCGGUGGACACGAGGCGAGAGGACCAGCAGCCGCUGUCAGGGCUCCCAGAGACUGCAGAGCCGUCGACCAAUCAUGAUGAGUGUAGAGGGUGAUGACAAGCGAACUCGCACUCGGUCCAAGGGAAUCAGAGUUCCUAUUGAGCUCGUAGGACAAGAGCUGAGCUGCCCCACCCCUGGAUGCAAUGGCUCUGGCCAUAUCAGUGGGAGAUAUUCACGACACAGAAGUGUUCUGGGUUGCCCCAUAGCCAGAAAGCGCCGUCUAGAGGAAGCAGAGGCCGAGCAGGAGCAGGAGCAGGAAACAGAGCGGCCUGCCUCCAAGAGGAAGUCCCACCCCCUGAAACUGGCCCUGGACGAGGGCUUCAGCGCAGAAAGCGACGCCAGCAGCGAGGCUGAGGGCGAGGGAGAGAAGGAUGGAGAGAAAGCAGGAGAGACCAAGGAGGUGGAGGAGGAGGAAGAGGAGAGGGAGGCAGCUGUAGAGGAGGAGAGAGAGGAGAUGACAGACCUGACGCAGGACGGACAGACAAAUGGACAGGAGAGACACAGAAAGGAGGAGGAGGAGGAGGAGAGGAUAGAAAAACAGACAUAUCAGAAGGAGGAGAACACAUUUGCAGCUGAUGAAGAGGAGGAGUGUGUGAUCAUCGAGCCUGAGCUCGGACCAGCGCCACUUGCAGCCGAGGAGUGUCAGUCUCCCUCUCAGAGCGCAGAGGAGGUGGCCAACUCUCUCCUCCACCUCGGCCGACUUUCCAACAACAGUGCUCCAACUGUGGCCAUUCAGCAUCCCGUUACUAUGGAGACUGAGGAGGAUGUCACCGUGGCAGCCGAACGGCGUGAAGUAGUAAAGGACGAGCAGGAGGGGGACAUGAAUGAGGGGGAAGAGGAAGAGGAGGAGGUGGCACAUAGAGUUCAAGUAUUGGAAGAGUCAUCUAUUGUGCAGAAGGAGGCAGCUGAAGUGGAGGAAGAGGAGUUGGAGGAGGAGGAUGAGCAAGAAGAGUGCCCAGACAGGAGCAACCACGUGAGCCAGGAGAACCACCAAUAUCUGACUGAAGAUAUCCACCGUGAACAGAUGAAAGGUGGGGAGGAGGAGGAGGAGGAGGAGGAGGAGGAGGAGGAGGAAGAGAUGGCAGCGCCAGCACAGCAGAGGCAGUGCACUCCAGCAGAAGAAGAUGAAGAUGAGGAGAAAGAUGAAGAGGACCACAGGGAGGUGAACCACAUCCUGCCUAUUUCUGAUGUGCCAACUGCCAUCCGUACCAUCACCAGCACCGCAGCAGCUCAGGGAACACACAUCAAGGCUGAAGACCACAGAGCCAGUCCUCUGGAGGACUACAACUCACACAGGGCGAGUCCCCUCGAAAACUACAACACCAAUAGAGCCAGUACACUUGACAAAUAUGACUCUCGUAAUCCUAGUCCGCUUCAAAACUACAAGGCCAGUCCUCCUUUAAGCUACAGCUCCCACAGGGCCAGUCCACUUGAGGAUUACUUUCCUAACAUCAGAGGUGAGAACUAUAAAAUCCACAAAGCCUCGUCCUCAGCCUCUCCCGACAUUAUAGAGGUGACAUCAGAUAAGUCAGACGAGAAAGACUUUGAUGACGUGGAUGGGGACGACGAGCGCGACGACGAAGACAGCCUGUCGCAGCGUUCCACGGUGACGGACGAGUCAGAGAUGUUUGACAUAACCCGAGGGAACCUGGGCCUGCUGGAGCAAGCCAUCGCCCUGAAGGCAGAGCAGGUGAAACCAGCCGGGCCCAGAGAGCUGCUUUGCGCCCCAGAUAUCCACCACCAGCGAUACUUCACCAUGGACGACAGGCCCAAGCACCUGGACAUCAUCCGCAAGAGCUACUUCAGCAAAGAGAGCAGUAGGCCAGAGAAGAGGGAGAUCAAGUGUCCCACCCCGGGGUGUGAUGGGACGGGUCACGUGACCGGUCUUUACCCCCACCACCGCAGCCUGUCAGGCUGUCCGCACAAGGACAGGAUCCCCCCGGAGAUUCUGGCCAUGCAUGAGAAUGUGCUGAAGUGUCCAACUCCUGGCUGCACCGGUCAGGGCCAUGUUAACAGCAACCGUAACACACACCGCAGUCUUUCUGGAUGCCCCAUUGCUGCUGCAGAGAAGCUGUCCAAGGGCCACGAUAAGCAGCUACUCUCUCAGACAGGCAGCGAGCACCUCAAAGGAAGUCCCAACGACAGAGUGUUAAGGCCCAUGUGCUUUGUGAAGCAGCUGGAGGUGCCCCAGUAUGGCAGCUACAGGCCCAACAUGGCACCCGCCACGCCUCGUGCAAACCUGGCCAAGGAGCUGGAGAAGUACUCCAAGGUGUCCUUUGAUUAUGCAAGCUUCGAUGCUCAAGUGUUCGGGAGGCGCAUGCUUGCUCCAAAGAUGCCCACCAGCGAAACCUCACCCAAAGCCUUCAAAACUAAGCCCUCAUUCCCCAAGUCAUCGUCGCCCAGCCUCACUCACCACGGUUACGGAAAGACCUCCUCCUUGGCCUACGACUAUUCCCAUGAUGCAGAGGCUGCUCACAUGGCUGCCACGGCCAUCUUGAAUCUGUCUACACGCUGCUGGGAGAAACCUGAGAACCUCAGCACCAAACCCCAAAACAAGGAAAUGGACAUUGAGGUGGAUGAGAAUGGCACUCUGGACCUGAGUAUGAAGAAGCCCAUUAAACGAGAGGGCAGUCUGUCUGGCACCAGCCCCGGGGUUCGGUCCCCAGACCCUUCUUCCUCCUCGUCUUCCUCGCUCCAUCACGGUGGAAGCAGUGGGAUGACAUCACCAAACUUACACGCCUACAAGCAGGAGGAGUGGGAGGGACCUCUGGAUUACACCAAACCCAACCGCCAAAGGGAGGAGGAAAUGGACGAGAUGGAGCACACAGGCCAGUCGUUCGUCUCGUCCGACCCUGAGGACUGUGACAUGAUGCAGGACUGUCUGGAGGAGAGGAAGUACCCAGGAGAGGUUACAACCCCAAGCUUCAAGGUCAAGUUCCAGCCCAAGGAUAGCAAGAAAGAGCUGCUCUCGUGCCCCACACCUGGUUGUGAUGGCAGUGGUCACAUCACUGGAAACUAUGCAUCCCAUCGCAGUCUGUCUGGGUGUCCUCUCGCUGAUAAGAGCCUUCGGUCCCUCAUGGCGGCCCACACCCCUGAACUCAAAUGCCCCACUCCAGGAUGUGACGGCUCAGGUCACAUCACAGGAAACUACGCCUCCCACAGAAGUAUCUCUGGGUGCCCGCGUGCCAAGAAAAGUGGAAUUAAAACUCCUACCAAGGACAACCAGGAGGACUCCGAGCUUUUAAAAUGCCCGGUGCCAGGCUGCGACAGCCUGGGUCACAUCAGUGGGAAGUACGCCACGCACCGUAGCGCCUACGGGUGUCCGCUGGCGGCCCGCAGACAGAAGGAGGGUCUCCUGAAUGGCACACCCUUCAACUGGAAGGCCUUCAAGACAGAGGGGCCGACUUGUCCCACCCCAGGUUGUGACGGCUCUGGACACGCUAACGGAAGCUUCCUCACACACCGCAGCCUCUCAGGAUGCCCCAGAGCCUUGUACGCCAAGAAGAAGGCCAAGUUCCCCACAGAGGACUACCUGAACACCAAGUUCAGAGCCAGUGAUGUUUUGGACAACGAUGAGGACAUCAAGCAGCUCAACAAAGAGAUUAACGACCUCAACGAAUCCAACAAUGAAAUGGAGGCUGACAUGGUCAACCUGCAGACUCAGAUCUCCUCCAUGGAGAAGAACCUGAAGAGCAUUGAGCACGAGAACAAGGUGAUCGAGGAGCAGAACGAGGCCCUGUUCAUGGAGCUGUCUGGUCUCAGCCGCGCCCUGAUCCGCAGCCUUGCUAAUAUACGCCUGCCACACAUGCAGGAGCCAAUCACCGAGCAGAACUUCGACAGCUACGUGAGCACCCUGACCGACAUGUACACCAACAAGGACUGCUUCCAGAGCCCUGAGAACAAGGCUCUGCUGGAGAGCAUCAACAAAGCUGUGAAGGGCAUCAAAGUCUGAGGCUCGACACACACACACACACACACACACACACACACUCCUGAAGCGCAGGAGCGUGACAGAGGUGGAGAUAGAGGGACGGGGAGAUGGAGAGAUGUUGAAAUACUCUACAAUAUAUUGAAAUAUGAUUCAAAAACAAAAAGGGAAUUCAGGUUAUUUAAAUAAACGGCAACUUAAAAAAGUCAACCCAGGGAGCACUCUGUUAGAAGAAAAGUGACGCGGACCAAAAUCCACACCAUGCUGCUGCUGGGAUUGGGAGGAGGAAACAGAUCCUUCAGUCAGAAUGGAUGGAAAAGAAGAAUAAUGUUACUAGACACUGUAUCUGGGGGUUUUAAUAUGCUGUAUGUUUACCUGUUGUCUCUUUUGUGUCCUUAACUGUUGUUGGAGAGGGUUUCACUGUUGCGCGGUUGAUCCGUUUUCGCGCUUCAACUGAAAGGUGGAGGAACGUGUACACAGGAUUGCUUACAGGAGCUUGGCGACGUGAAGAGGAGGACACAGACGAGUCGAACGUGAAGACUCUCAGUGCUGUCCUGUAGCAUACGCUGUGGCGAGUGUGUGUGUGUUCACUGGCUCCACAAGCUCUCUGAUUCAUGACCACACACACCCCGGCAAUAUGAAGCAUGCACUACACUGAAUUUGUGUUUGCUUUGUGGUGUUACCGUGGCAAAGAUGUCAACAGCGCAAUGUUGACUCAGUUGAAAAAUUCUUCAAGCAAGGUCAUGAGACAGAUCCAGGAACAGUGUAGGUUGUUUAUUUUUCAUGGGGCAGCAGAUAAAUCCUUUUUUUCCUUUUUUUAAAAAAACUGAAAUGAUAAUAGUAAUAGUGUGCACACAUUUCAAAUUCAGUUAGUCAUAUCAAUAGUAUUUAUCAACAUAGGAAUUGCACUUCAUUUCAAUUGAUAGUUUUGUGGUACAAUAAUUAUUGUUAUAUAUGAAUUAUUUAAAGUUGUGAACUUUUAAAUUGUAACUUAUUGUCAUUUAUGUUAUUGAGGUUUAUUUAUUUGAAGCAAUCUAUUUAUUAACUUUGUUUUGUAACACAAAAAAAUGCAUCAACUGAUUAUCAUGGUCAAAGCGAUUUGCAGAUGUCUUACGUCAAUAUUUUAAAAAUCUAUAUAGAUAUUUUGUUUUGAGUACUUUUUAAAAACCUUUUUAAGUGAAGAUGUUUUAUAACUGACAAAAAUCUUUUGAUAAUUUUACAAAAAAAGUUAUUUUUUUGGGUUCUUGUUUUUGUCCUCUUUGUUUAUGUUCUUUCUGUUACUGCUACAUUCAGAAACCCACUGCUGAGGAAAAAAAAGAAAGUAUGUAUUUAUUAUUUAUUUAAUAUGAAAGAAAUUGACUGAUAUGGCUGUAUAUUUAUUUUGUUAUUUAUGUGCGUGAUGUGACGGUUGAGUCUGAGUAGUCUUAAAAAUCCACUGCUAAUAUUUAAAUAAAGAAAAUCGACACAAAUACUGUUUGAUUACUUAGGCUUAUACCGACGUAGACAUACCAGCAGCUGAUUGUAAAGUAAAAAAAAAACCCAACAAAAGCAGUCACUGUUCUGUUGCUAUCUGGUCUCUGUGUGUUUGCUUUUGUCAGGUAAAAGAAAAGCAAGAAAAGUUUCAAAAAAACAAAACGUAGAGUUCAGAAAUGUUACCUCUCCCAUGCGCUUUGUAGCGGCCAGCACUGGCUCACCCAAAACCUCUGUAAUGUACCAUAGAUGCUUAAGUAAUGCUUUUGAUUCUUUUUAUCUUAUUUAUUCUUUUCAUCAGUACAAUGGUACAUAUAUAGAGCUCUAUUCCAGCAGUGGUUUAGGCUGGAUGUAUGGGUCUAAAACACACACACACACAGUGACAUAUCCAACCCUCGAGGAUCCUGUAGGAAGGCCUCCUUUGACAAACUUCUAUCAGAUAAACAUACACACCCUUGUAGCCUUACUCUAGAUUUUAAUUUUUUGAUGCACAAAGUGCCACUAAAAAAAAAAAGGAAAAAAAAGAACUCACUUUCUUUCCUGAUUUUUCGCAUUUCUGCAAUGUAACAAUGUCUGGUCCCGGGAAGACCACGGCAUCAAGAGAGUGGUGAUUGUUUCAGAUGCCUUUAUUUCUCUGCCAAGAUGGCCGUUAGUACACUAUAUAUACACUCUGUAUAAAUAGAUUUUAAAGAUGCUAUAUAUAUGAAUAUAAACAUACAUAUAUUUUUCCAGUGUAAUUGUUGACUUGCUCUUCUUCUUCUCUUGUAUUACCUUAUCAAAGGAUCACUAGCUGUCUAGAAGAGAUGUGAGGGGCGUUAUCAAUAGGAUGCAGUUACACCUUAUGUAAUAUCACUAAGACCUGCUCAACUGUGGCUUUAAACAUACCAUUCAGUCAAGCUGAAGGCAAAGUAGGCGUUGUUGAUGAUACAGUACAAAACUUUGGAAGUGUUUUCAUAGGUUUCCUUUUGUUUUCUUUCCUAUAUUGGUCUGUCCUUGAUCCAGAAAUGUCAAAAACAUCUACUGUAUGUUGUGCUACUGAAUCUAAGAAAUGACUGUCAAUUUGAAACUAGAUGGUUGGCUCUUUGUUCCUAAGUGUCAUGUGAGUUCAUGUAUAGUAAAAAAAAAAAAAAAAAGAUGAUGCCUCUGAAUAAUGUUCUGCACAUAGUGUUUGGCGACAUUGUGCAGUUAUUGUAUUGUUACUGGUCAGGCCUGCUCGCUAUGAGCCCAUUCUCUCUAAUGUUGAAACAAGCAAGUAGGAGACUUUAGUGUAACCUGCCUUUGAGUGAUCUGUUGCAGCUACUGUGGUGUACAGUAUGAUAUCCUUAUGUAACUCUGAUGUCAAAGGCAUGUUGUAAAUGUGCUUUUAGCCAAUGUAGAAUGAAACUCCUUUGUGCACUUUCUGAAUAAUUGUUGAAAAUGCCAGCAUUUGAGUCUCGACUUGUAAGAACCCCAACAGAUCACGAGCAAUAGCAAGUAUUCACCCCCCACUGGAGGGCGCAUUACAAAGCAUUGUCACACCUGUUUGUUGCUGUUCACAUACAAAAACAACCUGUACGUUAUAUCAGAUAGAGACAUCUCUUUGAUUCAGGGGGUUCAGCCCGUGCUGUCAAAGCUCGAAAAUGUAUAAAAAGGAAGAAGUACUUUCUUUUCCAAACAAAAACCAAAAGAGAUUGACAGGAAGCAGAGUUUGGUUCUCAGGUGACCGUGGAGAGCUGCUAAAGCAGAACAGAGCAAUGACAUAGGUCAGCCAGUCAGCUGAGGCUAGAGGCGAUAGCAGCGGCUGGAUCAAGGCCUCGUGUGAAAUGAGAUGAGUGCGUGGGAGUGGGAAAUUGAUUUGCCAGGCUACACAAUCUCCCCUUGUUUAAGGAGGAGGCGUUUGUUGCAUAAAUAUGUGUCCAUCACUCAAGAGAAUGUCAAAGCUUUUUAUGACUUUUAACCCCCCCCCCAAACUCCCUUCUUCAUGUCUUGUGUAACCUUUCCUCAGGAAAGAUAUUUUUAAUGCAUUUAGUUAACAAAGUAGCAUAUUCUUCCUCUCUUGAAAUGCACGAGAAUACUACCCGAGAGUGUUAAGACUGUGAAUAUUCUCCUAACUUAUUUGAUAUGGCAUGACCCCUUUUAAACUGCUUGAUGAAACUGUCUACUGAGGUAUGUAAAUGAAUAACACUGAGGCCAUGAAAGCAUAGCAUUUUCAAAAAAUGUCAGCUGAGAAAGCAAAUGCAGCCUACGGUUGGUUCUGCGCCCACACACUGUAUGUUUUCUUAUUUACAUAAAAGUAUUGAGUCAUGGAGUGAGGAGUUUUAUUCUUCUAAAUAGCAAAGGAAAUUAAAAAACAAACUGGUCCGGGCCCAGUUUCUCUAAAGCACCUGGAAUGAAAAUGAAUUUAACAUGAUGACACUUUCAAGGAAACCAGCCCAGAACAAAAUCCAGCUGUGUGUUUAAGAGGGGGGCGGCACACCUUUGCAUCCCGGUUUCACGUUAGGUACAGCAGACGCGUGCUUGUCAAGAGAAGAAUGGUCACACCGCGUAGAAACUGAUUCAUAAGAAAGAAGUGUCUAGUUGAGUGGCACUUUUCAUCAAGCUGAGCAAAACCAAAAGCCCCCGAUGUAGUUACAAGCUGUGUGGUCUUAUCAUGUGUGCCUUUCUCACUCCACUCAUUUCAAGAUAUGGUGUGUUUACACUUGGCAAACCUGGUUCAAAUACUGUUGAAAACAUUCAGUCUGGAUCUAGAUCUUUAACCAAUACUGGGGGGGGGUUACUAUGUAUAGGGACAUAAAACAAAUGUGUCUUUUACAUGCGGGUGGUGGCCAUUUUGUGACAGAGAUUCAAAACAACAAACUUUUGUUAGGCUAAAGAAACUGUGAUCUCGUUCUGUCGAUUCAGGUACCAAACUGCAUGGACAGUUUCUGUGAAGGAAUCUGAAGAACAUCAUCAUCAUCAUCCCUAGAUAAUGCAUCAGUGUGCAGGGCAUUAUUUUAAAACAAGUGGAAGUCUCUGUACAUAUUUGUAUUAAGAAGAAACAGUGUUAUUGUUGUUGUAUUGAAGACAAGUUGAAAAUGGUAAAAAAAAAAAAAAAAAAGUUUGUGACAUAGAAAAAAAAAUCCACAGCCAAGGGUUGUCCUGCUAGCACAUUUUUACAGAGAUGAGCUAUUUUUACUGGUGAUUUUCUAGGCAUUGAUAUUGAUAUCCUUUUAAAAAAGUACAAAACUUCCAAAAUUACAAGCACUUCCACAACGAUAGAUUGUAUGGUAAUUUUUGUUACUUUUGUAGAUGUGAUCGUUCCUUUGCUACUGCAACAUUUUGUAAAGUGGGACAGGCCUUGGCUGUGUGUCCUCGGGGUCUCAUGUUUUUGUUUUUUUUAUUUUUUGGUUUGGGAAGUAAAACACUGUAGAUGGGCCGAAUUUGUGACUGUGUGUUUGUGUACUUGUGUACAUGUUCCCCUGUUCCUGUGUCAGUGUUAUAAACCAGAGAAGUGAUGUCAGUUAUUGUGGGGGUACGAACCAUUUUAAAUGUUCUCUAUGAAAAACAAAAAUAAAGAAUCAUAGACAAA
This is a messenger RNA of Siniperca chuatsi (mandarin fish), 9072 nucleotides long. RefSeq names its product myelin transcription factor 1b (gene myt1b). The record is from RefSeq and is a predicted model, not a curated record. Lineage: Eukaryota; Metazoa; Chordata; Actinopteri; Centrarchiformes; Sinipercidae. Gene Ontology annotation, cellular component: nucleus. Gene Ontology annotation, molecular function: DNA-binding transcription factor activity, RNA polymerase II-specific; RNA polymerase II cis-regulatory region sequence-specific DNA binding; zinc ion binding. Gene Ontology annotation, biological process: regulation of transcription by RNA polymerase II.